CAGAACCACAUCCCCAGGUUUGGAGACUUAAAUGAAAGUACCUACUAUAUGGAAGGAAAUACCGGGCGGGCAUCCUGUGUUUGAGACUGCUUAUGGAAAAAUCGCUGUCAAUAUUUGUUAUGGGAGGCACCAUCCGUUGAAUUGGUUAGCAUUUGGCUUGAAUGGUGCUGAGAUUGUGUUCAACCCUUCUGCAACCGUUGGUGAACUGAGCGAGCCAAUGUGUCCAAUUGAGGCCCGAAAUGCUGCCAUUGCCAACAGUUAUUUUGUUGGAUCAAUUAAUCGGGUAGGAAGAGAAAAAUUUCCCAAUCCGUUCACAUCAAGUGACGGAAAGCCACAGCGCAAAGAUUUCGGGCACUUCUAUGGAUCCAGUCACAUUUCAGCUCCAGAUGCUUCGUGCACGCCAUCACUAUCCCGUCAAAGAGAUGGAUCACUGGUUGCCAACAUGGAUCUCAACCUUUGCAGGCAGCUGAGAGACAAGUGGGGGUUCAGAAUGACUGCUUGGUACGAGCUCUAUGCCGAUAUGCUCGCUCAGUAUCUGAAGCCGGACUUUGAACCCCAGGUCAUAUCUGAUCCCUUGCUGCCUAAGAAGUCCUCUUAAGUUGUUGAUUCGCUGUAAUGCAUAUUUAGGGAUGACUUUAUCCAAAUAAUGUCU
Syzygium oleosum is the source of this 652-nucleotide messenger RNA. RefSeq names its product beta-ureidopropionase-like. The coding region runs from base 32 to 598 and encodes 188 amino acids. Gene Ontology annotation, molecular function: beta-ureidopropionase activity. The record is from RefSeq and is a predicted model, not a curated record. The transcript is spliced from 2 exons. NCBI's taxonomy places the organism in Eukaryota, Viridiplantae, Streptophyta, Magnoliopsida, Myrtales, Myrtaceae.